CGCAACAGUGAAAACAAUAAGAUUCUACUUCUAGUAUUUUUGUUCCCUCACCUUAACCAAGAACGGCCUUGGCUUUUCUUUCCUCUCCCUUCCAACCCCUUAUUAAAAUACACUCUCUCUCUGUCUCUCUCUCUCUCCUAUCUCCUUCUUGAUAUGUAUAUAUAUAUAUACAUGCCGAUUCUUGAUCGCUAGUGCAUUAACUGAAAAAUAGCAAUGUCUCCUCCUGAACCUCCCCAACGAGCAGACCAUGUCGAACAAGAGAAAGAACCUUUGGUUUUCGAGUUGAUUCUUCAACAUGAAUCCAACAUACCCUCUCAGUUCAUUUGGCCUGAAGAUGAGAAACCAUGCCUUGACUCGCCACAACUUGAGAUUCCGCCUAUCGACUUGGGUAGUUUCUUGUCCCGAGACCCAAAAGUUGAGGCAAAAACAAUAGAGCUUGUUAAUGAGGCAUGCAAGAAGCAUGGAUUCUUUCUAGUUGUUAAUCAUGGAGUUGAUUCGCAGCUUAUAGCUAAAGCUCAUGAGUAUAUGGACAUUUUCUUUCGUAUGCCACUUGCAGAGAAGCAGAGAGCUCAAAGAAAGAUAGGAGAGCACUGUGGCUAUGCGAGCAGCUUCACUGGCAGGUUCUCCUCAAAACUUCCGUGGAAAGAAACUCUUUCUUUCCGAUAUUCUGCUGACGAUAACUUGUCCAACAUUGUUCAAGAAUAUUUCAUCAACGUUAUGGGACCAGAUUUCAAACAAUUUGGACAGGUGUACCAAGAAUAUUGCGAAGCCAUGAACAGUCUGUCCCUUGGUAUUAUGGAGCUGUUGGGGAUAAGUCUGGGACUGGGAAGAGCAUACUUUAGAGAAUUCUUUCAAGAAAAUGAUUCAAUAAUGAGGUUAAAUCAUUAUCCUCCUUGCCAAAAACCAGACUUCACUCUUGGAACUGGGCCUCACUGUGACCCAACCUCAUUAACCAUUCUUCAUCAAGAUGAAGUUGGUGGCCUGCAAGUGUUCGUCGAUGAUAAAUGGCAUGCUGUUCGACCCGAUCCACAAGCUUUUGUUGUUAAUAUUGGUGAUACAUUCAUGGCUCUAUCAAAUGGGAUAUUCAAGAGUUGCUUGCACAGAGCAGUGGUAAAUAACAGAAGAGAAAGGAAAUCAUUGGCUUUCUUUCUAUGUCCAAACAUGGAGAAGGUAGUGAAACCACCACAUAAUUUGGUAGACUUGAAAAAUCCAAGGAAGUACCCAGACUUCACAUGGUCAACUCUGCUAGAAUUUACACAGAAGCAUUACAGGGCAGACAUGAAAACCCUAGAUGUCUUCACAACCUGGCUGCAACAAAACAAUAUAUAGCUGAUGAUAUUGCGAGAAAAAGGCAACAGAAACACCAAAAAAAUACGCCAGCUGGUCUUUGUGACUACGCCUUAAUGUUGGACAGAAUCAUAUGAAUGAAAGAAGCAAAUUGUAGGAAUAAAGCAAAUACAAAUAUAUGUAGAGAGAGAGAGUUAGCUUCUUUUAUUUUUGCUACUUUUUUUUAUUAUUAUUUCUUAUUUGGAAAUUAAGGAUGGAUUCCAUGUACUUUUGUUUUUGGCCUUCCCCAGAUUCUUGCUGCCUCGACCUUGUUUCUGUUUUUGCAUGCAUGUACAACUCCUCCUUUAAUUCUCUUUACUCCUA
This is a messenger RNA of Jatropha curcas, 1650 nucleotides long. Its product is annotated as gibberellin 20 oxidase 2. Lineage: Eukaryota; Viridiplantae; Streptophyta; Magnoliopsida; Malpighiales; Euphorbiaceae. The record is from RefSeq and is a predicted model, not a curated record.